AUGAGCUCAAUAAGCUACUGGACCCCUAUUAAAGAAGAGGUCUGCUGGUCGGAAAAAGAAGCUCUGGGGCUGAACAUUAUCAUGAAAGAGGAAGAGGAGGAUGAUAUCACCGUGAAAGGCGAGGAUCCGGAGAUGACUGUCACAGGGAAAGGGGAGGAAGAAGCUGUGUUAGUGAAGGAGGGAGAGGAGGGGGAGAUGACUGUCACAUGGAAAGGGGAGGAAGAAGCUGUGUUAGUGAAGGAGGAGGGGGAGAUGACUGUCACAUGGAAAGGGGAGGAAGAAGCUGUGAGAGGAGGAGAAGAGAAGAAAGGAUCAGAUUUGACUCAUCAAAGAGAGAGGCCAGACUCUCGCUCUGACACUAGGAAGAGUCCUACAGGGGAAUCGGCCCCAGUGACAUCCAAACCAGCAAGACCCCACCACUGUUCCCAGUGUGGAAAGCGAUUUAUCCGGUUAGGGCACCUGAAACAACAUAAGAGAACACAUACAGGGGAGAAGCCAUUCCAAUGCUCCCAGUGUGGAAAGGGUUUUGGACAGUCAAGUGAUCUAAAAGUGCAUGAAAGAAUACACACUGGAGAGAAGCCGUAUCAAUGCUCACAGUGUGAAAAUACAUUUUUCUCAUCAGGGGACCUGAAAUCACAUGAGAAAACACACUUAGUAGAGAGGCCUUUCCAGUGCUCCCAGUGUGGAAAGGGAUUUAUCCAGUCAGCGCAUCUGAAAGAGCAUGAAAGAAUACACACAGGAGAGAAGCCAUUCCAAUGCUCCCAGUGUGGAAAGAGUUUUACCCAGAGAGGGAAGCUGACAAAUCAUGAAAGAAGACAUACAGGUGAGAAGCCUCAUCACUGCUCUCAGUGUGGAAAGGGUUUUGGACAGUCAGGGCAUUUAAAAGUGCAUGAAAGAACACACACUGGAGAGAAGCCAUAUCAAUGCUCCCAGUGUGAAAAGAAGUUUUUGUCAGCAGGGUACCUGAAAUCACAUGAGAAAACACACUUAGUAGAGAGGCCUUUCCAAUGCUCCCAGUGUGGAAAGGGAUUUAUCCAGUCAUCGCAUCUGAAAGACCAUGAAAGAAUACACACAGGAGAGAAGCCAUUCCAAUGCUCCCAGUGUGGCAAGAGUUUUACCCAGAGAGGGAAGCUGAAAGAUCAUGAAAGAACACAUACAGGGGAGAAGCCUCAUCACUGCUCUCAGUGUGGAAAGGAUUUUGGACAGUCAGGGCAUUUAAAAGUGCAUGAAAGAACACACACUGGAGAGAAGCCAUAUCAAUGCUCCCAGUGUGAAAAGAAAUUUUUCUCAUCAGGGGACCUGAAAUCACAUGAGAGAACACACUUAGUAGAGAGGCCUUUCCAAUGCUCUCAGUGUGGAAAGGGAUAUAUUCACUCAUGGCAUCUGAAAGAGCAUAUGAGAAUACACACGAGAACAACCAUUCCAGUGCUCUCAGUGUGGAAAGGGGUUUAACUGGGUAGUGAGCCUGAAAACACAUAAAAUGACACACACAGGAGAGAAGCCUUUCCACUGCUCCCAGUGUGGAAAAAGUUUGGCCCAUUUAGGGAAUCUAAAAACACACGAGAGGGCACACUCAGGAGAGAAGCCUCACCUCUGUUCCCAGUGUGGAAAGGGUUUUGUUCAGUUAGUGCACCUAAAAACACACGAGAGGACACACACAUGAGUGUAGCCUCACCUUUGCUCCCAGUGUAGAAAGGGUUUUCUUCAGUUAAGGGGCCUGAAAGAAAAUGAGAGACAGAUGAAGGUAGAAGACGCCAUUGGAGCAGGGCUUCAUUCAUUUCAAAACCAGUGUUUACAUCACCUAGAUAUGAAAAAACAACCAGUUGAAUAAUGGAAUGUAUUUACAAAUUCUUCAACUACAUAUCAUAUUAAGAUUUUGAAAGACGGUACUAUAAUAAAUAUUACAAUUAUUUGGAUGUAUUUAAAAUAGUUGUGAAUGUACUUAGUAGUAGUUUAAAAAAAAGUAACAAACAACUUCACACGUACAGGUCUUAUUUCACUGUUUAAUCACAAUAUACAGCCCAACUCUACAUUGGUGUCCCAUCUGGUGUGGCUUCUUCUACUCAUCUGCUUCUUUCAGAUUUUUGACAAGCUUUCCAUUGUACCUGGUAGAGCAAUUGGUGAGAUGUUUAAUCAGUCCUCUCAUUUAUUUUUUAAACCUUUAUUUAACUAGGCAAGUCAGUUAAAGAACAAAUUCACUGUACCUGAUUUGUACCUUGUCAGUUCGGGGGUUUGAACUUGCAACCUUCCCGGUUACUAGUCCAAUUCUCUAACCACUAGGCUACCCUGCCACCCCACCCUUCUGAUGUAUGGAAUGAUGUAGCUGUGCUGUGAUGAUUUCGAAUCCUUGCUGCACGCAAUCUGUGGCAAGCAUGUAGGAGCAGUAUAGACCUUGUCUGUUCAUUAUAUACAUCUACAUGAUGUAUUGUUACACCAUGUAGGAGCAGUAUAGACCUAGUCUGUUCAUUAUAU
Molecule: messenger RNA, 2472 nt
Organism: Oncorhynchus kisutch (coho salmon)
Lineage: Eukaryota; Metazoa; Chordata; Actinopteri; Salmoniformes; Salmonidae
Product: zinc finger protein 501-like
Exons: 3
Coding region: 1-1452 (483 amino acids)
Biological process (GO): regulation of transcription by RNA polymerase II
Molecular function (GO): DNA-binding transcription factor activity, RNA polymerase II-specific; RNA polymerase II cis-regulatory region sequence-specific DNA binding
Source: RefSeq, a predicted model, not a curated record